UCUAUCUCUCUCUCGUAGUAUAUAACUGCACCAAAGAGAGUCACAGAAACACAAGCCCAGAAGAAAUUAAGAUCACCCCCACCACAUGUCUUAGCCAUAGAAUAAAUUCAGAUUUCUGUGGCCAAGUUAAUCCCAAUCUCUACGUCAUAGAUAUUAGCUGUCUCUGUGCUCUUUAUCUUUCCCUAUCUUCAAUACCAUUACCACAAUCUCAUCUGGGAAACACACACCCAUCUCUCUCUCUCUCUCUCUUUCUCUUACUUUGAUUUGAAAGCUAUAAGACUGCCAACACUGCUUUCCCCCUUGCAUUUCUAGAUAUACACACAAAACCAAACCAUCCCUUAUAAUAUCUAUAUCAAUAUGGAGUCUUCAAAAGAGUCCCAUACAAAUCAAGAACUGGGCCAUAGUCUCAAGACCCUAACACUCUCUCCUGGCAAAAAAAAACCAACCUUGAACAUGUUAGCCACUGCGUCUUCAUGGUCAAUUGGGGACUACAUUGGCAUGGAGAGCUGCCUUGAUAUUAACGAUGAGGUACAGUAUUCAUCGAAGGAUAAGAAUAGUGGGGGUGAGUCUGACUCCGAGGUUUAUAUCAAGAAGUGUAGAGUUAAGCGAGAGCAAAGGCGGGCAAUGAGGCAAAGAGAGUUCCCACCUCCAAUACCAUUGCUUGCACGUACAGAGAAUCUGCCUUGUCAUAUGCCUUGGGUGCUGAAAAGACACUACACCAGCGAUGGAAGGUUGAUUCUCACCGAGGAGAGGGUGAAACACCACGAGUACUUCCGGGCUCACAGGGCUGAUGGGCGUCUCACAUUGCAGCUUGUACCAUUAGACGACGAGGUUUGGCUUCCUGAUGAUCAGUGCGACAAUUGUUGCACAAAUGAUGAAGAAGAGGCAGACAUCGAUGAUACUGAAGAAAAGGAGACGGAAAAGGAAAAUGAAGAGGCCAAUGAUGUUGAUGUUAGUAAGACUGUGUACCAAUCACCUCUUUCCGAGCCAACAAAAGUGGAAGAUUUGAGUACAAGCAGCGAAUUUUAUAGCAGCAAUGUUGAUACUAAAGAAAAGGAGACGGAAAAGGAAAAUGAAGAGGCCAAUGAUGAUGAUGUUAGUAAUAUUAUCUACCAAUCACCUCUUUCCAAGCCAGCAAAAGUGGAAGAUUUGUGUACUAGAUACAAAUUUUAUAACGGCGAUGUUGAUGUUGAUGAGGUUGAGGUUGAGAAGGAGAUGAUCCAUAAGGAUAGGAGUGUGGUGGUUGAAGAAUCAACGAAGAUCGGAGGUGGUGGGAUUGGUGGUACAGCCACUAAUGCAGCAGGAAAGCGCUUAAACUUAAACUACAACAAUGUGGCGUCACCGGGGUCGUGUAUUUUUGAGGUGCCAGUCCAGCAAUACGGACAGUUCAUAGCUAACACAAAUUUACAUUUAUGUGAUGCGAUUAGUCUUAGUAGAGCUUAGGUCCACUUAGCUUUUGUUCCUCAAUAUUGUCAAUCAUCAUUAUUUUCUUCUAGGAAAAUUCAUUGCAUAAUUAGUCCUAUUUGUUUUAUGCUGCAUAUUAGGAUGGUUACAGAGGCAAAUGAUGAGAUCCACCGUACAAUUAAUGAUUUUUGUUUAACUGAAAGUAGCUCAUUCCAUUUGAAAACAAUUGCUUAUCAUUGCUUUUGUCCC
Quercus lobata is the source of this 1653-nucleotide messenger RNA. RefSeq lists its product as uncharacterized. The transcript is spliced from 2 exons. The coding region runs from base 358 to 1443 and encodes 361 amino acids. The record is from RefSeq and is a predicted model, not a curated record. Lineage: Eukaryota; Viridiplantae; Streptophyta; Magnoliopsida; Fagales; Fagaceae.